This is a messenger RNA of Sporothrix schenckii 1099-18, 291 nucleotides long. RefSeq lists its product as uncharacterized. The record is from RefSeq and is a predicted model, not a curated record. NCBI's taxonomy places the organism in Eukaryota, Fungi, Ascomycota, Sordariomycetes, Ophiostomatales, Ophiostomataceae. Bases 1 to 291 code for a protein of 96 amino acids. The transcript has a single exon.
AUGGCAUGGGGGACAAGAGUAUGCAAGACGGAGCGCGCCAUUACAGCUCCUGAACAUUUCUCCAGGCAGGUGCGCGUGGCGAGGCAGGAGGAGGAAGCGGGGCAUUCAAACUGUGAGCCCAAUUCAGAAGGCGAAAGGGACAAGCUAUCGUGGGCCCCUUCUAAAUAUGCGUUGAACCACGCAUCGUUCGCCCGACUAGGAAACGACAAUGGGAGUGAAGCCUGUCAUGCGCGUAGCGUGGAGCAACUCCUGCACCAGGACCAGAGAAGAAAGGGGGAACAAGGUUGCUGA